Molecule: messenger RNA, 183 nt
Organism: Gaeumannomyces tritici R3-111a-1
Lineage: Eukaryota; Fungi; Ascomycota; Sordariomycetes; Magnaporthales; Magnaporthaceae
Exons: 2
Coding region: 1-183 (60 amino acids)
Source: RefSeq, a predicted model, not a curated record
AUGGGCAGAAACAUAGAAACAGAAACACGAGGCAAGCCUUGUCCUGGCCUGAAGCGGUGGCCCCACGUCCCGGCCGCCGUUUCCAUCGCGCUGGCGACGUGCGGGCUCGGCGGCGAUAAUUUUCAAGGAGCAGCACGUAUUGUCCUGCCACCAGGGUUCGGAAUUUAUAAUUUAAUAUAUUAA